AUUCUGAAAGUGAAGAUGAAAGUGAUGAAGAAAAUGAUGAUAUUUCUGAAACUUCUGAAAAAGAAGAUGACAAUAGUGAGAUGGCUAAUGAUAUAACAAUCAGUAGUAAAGAAGAAUCUUUUACACAAUUUCAUGGACCCGAUUUUAAAUGUAGUGAUAAUGAUACCAUUGAUUCAACAGAACAAUAG
Funneliformis caledonium is the source of this 188-nucleotide messenger RNA. NCBI's taxonomy places the organism in Eukaryota, Fungi, Glomeromycota, Glomeromycetes, Glomerales, Glomeraceae. The record is from the annotation of a GenBank genome assembly.